CUCCUCAAUUUCAAUUCUCGCGAACUAUAAAGCUCUUAUUUCGACUUCUUCAUUUAUCUAGUUCAUCUAAUUAAUCGCAUUCCAACAUGGGCGAGCCACAUUUCGAUAUACCGAAAGAAUGCAAGGCUGGUGUUGUGGUGAACGAAGGUGCUAACUUCCACGUCGAGGUGCGAAUGGUGCCAGUCCCUGAGAUCAAACCAAAUGAAGUCCUCAUCAAGCUCAAUGCCACUGGCAUCUGCCACUCCGACCUCCACUUCAUGGCAAACGACUGGGAUCUCCCCCCGAUGUCCACUUUCAACGUCCAAUGCGCGGGCCACGAAGGUGCCGGUGUAAUUGUGAAAGUUGGCGACGCUGUGCAAUCGCUAAAAGUCGGCAUGCGGGCCGGCCUCAAGCCCAUCCAAGACACAUGCGGUGCCUGCGACCUCUGCCGCAGCGACAAAGAAUGCUACUGCGCCAAGGCCGUCUUCACUGGCCUGAUGUGCGACGGCUCCUAUAAACAAUACAUCGUCUCCCCAGAGCGGUAUACGACGCUCAUCCCAGACGGCGUCUCCGACUUUAUCGCCGGCCCGAUCAUGUGCUCCGCCAGCACGAUCUACACGUCGAUUAGAGAAAGCGGCCUCCAACCAGGUGACUGGGCCGUGUUCCCCGGCGCAGGCGGCGGCGUUGGGAUACAAGGGCUGCAGCUCGCGAAAGCCAUGGGCCUCCGCCCUAUCGCGGUCGACACGGGUGCAGACAAGAAGAAGCUCUGUCUCGAGAUGGGUGCCGAGCACUUCAUCGACUUCAAGGAAGAGAAGGACGUCGCGGCCAAGGCCGUCGAGCUAUGCGAAGGCGUCGGCGCGCACGCCGUGUUCGUCACGGCGGUGCAGACGUAUCCUACCAGUCUGAAGUUCCUGGGCAGCCGGGUCGGCGGGAAGGUCAUGUGCAUUGGGUUGCCGCCGGCGGGCACUUGCCACAUUGAUGUCGAGCCGAACCAGAUGUGCUUCCGGAAGUGGAGUGUACAGGGGACUUUGGUCAGCAAUAUGCGCGAUGUGGAUAAGACGUUGGAUUUCGCGCGGAGGGGGCUGUUGAAGCCGAUUUAUACGGUAUAUCCAAUGAGUAAGUUUGACGAGGCGGUGCAGAAGCUGAGGAAGGGCGAGAUUGCGGGAAGAGCGGUUGUGGACUUCAACACGGAUUAGGCUGUGUGCUAGCUUUUGAUAGUUGUUUGUGAGAUGUGUGGAUGUAGUUCUACGUGUUGAGGGGUCUGGGAGCAAGGUUGAGACGAAGAGUAAAGAG
This is a messenger RNA of Mytilinidion resinicola, 1272 nucleotides long. Its product is annotated as GroES-like protein. Lineage: Eukaryota; Fungi; Ascomycota; Dothideomycetes; Mytilinidiales; Mytilinidiaceae. The coding region runs from base 87 to 1175 and encodes 362 amino acids. The transcript has 3 exons. Gene Ontology annotation, molecular function: oxidoreductase activity; zinc ion binding. The record is from RefSeq and is a predicted model, not a curated record.